GCUUCCGAUCGCGUUGCUAUUUGUAGGAGUUCCGGUGGUGACAAGCGGUAGUGUUUUGUCCGUCCUGAAGAGUCGCAAUGGCGGCGGUGGAUUCGGAUGUCGAACCGCUGCAGCGUAGGGGUUUCCGCUGCCGCCUCUGCCACGUUACUACAGCCAACCGACCCAGCUUAGAUGCCCACUUGGGAGGCCGGAAGCACCAACACCUGGUAGAACUGAGAGCUGCUCGAAAGGCCCAGGGGCUUCGAAGUGUGUUUGUUAGUGGCUUUCCCCGGGAUGUGGAUUCUACUCAGCUUUCUGAGUACUUCCAGGUGUUUGGACCUGUGGCCAGUGUGGUCAUGGACAAGGACAAGGGAGUGUUUGCCAUUGUGGAGAUGGGGGACAUGAGUGCCCGGGAAGCUGUCUUGUCACAGCCUCAGCACAGCCUGGGAGGACAUCGCCUGCGGGUGCGGCCACGGGAGCAGAAAGAGUUCCAGAGGCCGACCUCCAAAUCCCCCAAGGGAGCGGCCCCUGACAGUCACCAGCUGGCCAAAGCAUUAGCUGAGGCCCCAGAUGUGGAGGCACAAAUGGUAAAGCUUGUGGGACUGAGGGAGUUGUCUGAGGCUGAGCGGCAGCUUCGAAGCCUCGUGGUGGCCCUGAUACAGGAGGUCUUCACAGAGUUCUUCCCUGGCUGUGUGGUCCAUCCUUUCGGCUCUUCCAUAAACAGCUUUGAUGUCCAUGGCUGUGAUCUUGAUCUUUUCUUGGACCUGGGUGAUCUGGAAGAGCCCCAGCCAGCCCCAAAGGCUCCAGAGUCUCCAUCUUUGGACUCGGCCCUGGCAUCUCCACUGGAUCCUCGAGCUCUGGCCUGCACCCCAGCUUCCCCUCUGGACUCACAGCCUCCAGCUUCUCCCCAAGACUCAGAAACCCUGGACUUUGAAGUCCCUUCCUCCUCCCUGACACCCCAGACUCCAGACUCUGCUUUGGCUUCUGAGACCCUUGCCUCUCCCCAGUCCCUGCCUCCAGCCUCACCACUGCGGGAGGACCGCGAAGAGGGGGACUUAGGGAAGGCCCUGGAACUAGCAGAGGCCCUGAAGGGAGAGAAAACAGAGGGGGCAGCCAUGCUGGAGCUGGUGGGAUCCAUUCUUCGGGGCUGUGUCCCUGGAGUGUACCGAGUCCAAACUGUGCCCUCUGCCCGACGCCCCGUGGUCAAGUUCUGCCAUCGGCCUUCAGGUCUCCACGGUGACGUCUCCCUCAGUAACCGGCUGGCCCUACAUAACUCUCGUUUCCUGAAUCUCUGUUCUGACCUGGAUGGGCGAGUACGACCCCUCGUGUACACUGUCCGCUGCUGGGCUCAGGGUCGAGGGCUGUCAGGGAGCGGCCCCCUUCUCAAUAACUACGCUUUGACCUUGCUCGUGAUAUAUUUCCUUCAGACCAGGGACCCUCCUGUGUUGCCCACUGUAUCCCAGCUCACCCAGAAAGCAGGUGAGGGUGAACAGGUGGAGGUCGAUGGCUGGGAUUGUAGUUUCCCUAGAGAUGCCUCAGGACUGGAGCCCAGUAUCAACAAGGAACCCCUCAGUUCCCUGCUCGCCCAGUUCUUCUCCAGCAUCUCUUGUUGGGAUCUUCGUGGCUCACUGCUGUCCCUGCGGGAGGGUCAGGCACUGCCUGUGGCAGGGGGCCUGCCCUCUAAUCUCUGGGAGGGUCUGCGCCUUGGCCCCAUGAAUCUCCAGGACCCCUUUGAUCUCAGUCACAAUGUGGCAGCCAAUGUGACCAGCCGGGUGGCCGGGCGGCUACAGAACUGCUGCCAAGCAGCAGCUAAUUACUGCCGAAGCCUCCAGUACCAGCACCGUUCCUCCCGGGGUCGGGACUGGGGGCUGCUUCCCCUUGUGCAGCCCAUCUCCCCCAGCUCUCUGCUGUCUGCAACACCCAUCCCCUUACCCCCUGCUCCUUUUACCCAGCUCACUGCUGCCCUGGUCCAAGUGUUAAGGGAAGCAUUGGGGUGCCAAAUAGUACAGGGAACCAAGAGACUGUGGUCAGAGGGAGGUGGAACUGGGGAGUCUCACCAGGGAGGAACGAGCAAGAGAUUUAAACUAGAUGGACAGAAAAAAAAUUGUGAGGAGGGGCAGCAAGGAUGUGCAGGGGACCACGGUGAAGAAGGGGUGGAAGAAAUGGUUAUAGAAGCUGGAGAGAUGGUGCAGGACUGGGCCGUGCAGAGCCCUUGGCAGCCAGGGGAGCUGCCCAUGACACCUCAAAGGCAUCUAGCCACCGGAGAAGAGAGGCAGUGGGGCCAUGCAGCACUGGCAGAACAGGUGCCCAGAGGACCUGAGGCAGCCCAAGAAGGGUCUCAAGGCGAGACAGGGAACAGGAUGUUGCUCUCUUCAGUGAGCUGGCGCUGUAGCUUGGGGCACCGAGUGUGGCAGGGUCGGCGGCGUGCCCGGAGACGCUUGCAGCAGCAGACCAAGGAAGGAGGUGGCAGUGCUGGCAUAGGAGCAGAAUGGCUGGCGACUGAGGCACGGGUAACCCAGGAGCUGAGAGGACUGAGCAGUGGUGAACAAAGGCCAGAGGCAGAGCCACUUCUAACUUUUGUGGUGUCUGCCUCCCAGGCUGACCAGACUCUCACUGUGAUCCCACUCCAGGAUUCUCAAGGCCUUUUCCCUGAUCUCCAUCAUUUCCUACAGGUUUUCCUCCCUCAGGCACUUAGAAAUCUCCUUAAGUUAAGAUAGGGACCUUAAAGGGCAAUAAAGCUGCUAGUUUAAUAAACAGUACAAUGUCCUCUAA
Molecule: messenger RNA, 2751 nt
Organism: Manis javanica (Malayan pangolin)
Lineage: Eukaryota; Metazoa; Chordata; Mammalia; Pholidota; Manidae
Gene: TUT1
Product: terminal uridylyl transferase 1, U6 snRNA-specific
Biological process (GO): RNA 3'-end processing
Cellular component (GO): nuclear speck
Molecular function (GO): RNA binding; poly(A) RNA polymerase activity
Source: RefSeq, a predicted model, not a curated record